Molecule: messenger RNA, 1389 nt
Organism: Liolophura sinensis
Lineage: Eukaryota; Metazoa; Mollusca; Polyplacophora; Chitonida; Chitonidae
Product: E3 ubiquitin-protein ligase TRIM39-like
Exons: 5
Coding region: 1-1260 (419 amino acids)
Molecular function (GO): zinc ion binding; protein binding
Source: RefSeq, a predicted model, not a curated record
AUGGGGGCUAUGAAGUGUCACCGGCUGAUUUCGUCUCUGGAGUACCUCUCACAGGAAACCUCACAGCGACAGACCAGUGGCAGGGAUGAACAAUCAACUCAGCAAGCGUCAUGUCCAAGACAUGGUGAGCCAUUCUGCUUGUACUGUGUACGGUGCCGGCUGGUGAUCUGUAUGGGGUGUGUGGUUGACCAUCCGGAACAUGCUGUGCGGGAUAUCCCAUCUGCAGCGCAGAAUGCCAAGGAAACCCAGGAACUUCACACUCAAGAGGUUGAAAGGGUUUAUUGUGCAGCCUUGGAAGCCUUACAAGCCUGGAAACAACAGUCCUUAGAUGGCAUAAAAACCCGCUAUUCACAGUGGAGUGUGGAGUGUAGCGCUAUACUCAAACAUUUCCAGCUACAGGCCCAGGAAAUGGAGAGGAUGGUACAGGCUUCCAAAGAUUUAUUAGCCUCAAAGGACGUCGAGUUUUUACAGGGUUCCACGGACUUCACCAAAACAAUUGAUGACCAGCUGAAUGAGAUAAGAGCAGAUCUGGAGAAACAUGAAGUUAGCAGACAGAAGCUUCUAGAUUCUGUACAGCAUGACCACGUUGUCCCUAGACAGGUGACUGUGAAAGAGACAGUGGAAGAACAUCAGGUCUUAGAAGCAGCGGUCGGCGGGCAACCCAUAUGUGUUACAAAGCCGACGCUGAGAUUCACAGAGACAGACGACAGUGAGCUGAGAAUCACUGACAGCGGCUGUGUGGUAAAGGGAGAGGGCUUGUCCCGGGAGUUGAGGUGGAGGAGAGCUGUGACAGACGGGCGUUACCAGACGGGCAGGUACUACUGGGAGAUACACAUCACCUGUUCACCUGGCUGUUCCUGUCUUGUAGGAGUGACACAGGAGAGCUGUGAUGUGAGUGAGGAGACAAAACCUGGCCGUAACUCCUGGUACAUUGUGAUGGUGUACCGUGGUGAUGAGGUCAGGUGUUGUAGUCACCGUGGUGGUGGUGAGAUCAAACCUGGCUAUCUACAGGUCAGACCUUACACACGCCCUCAUCACCUGGGUGUGUACCUGGACUGUGAUGACCACACACUGACAGUCCUGGACUGUGACAACAACCAGGUAAUGUACACUGUCAGUGAUGUUAUCGUCACAGAGCCUCUCGUGCCAUCGGUUGAGUUUUGUGUCUUGUCUGGACCUGUGUCUGUGUCUGCUCGUCUGGUAACGGGUGACUCUGCAACUCUGCCUCAAGUUCUCCGUGAUAUGAUAAGCACUUCCUGACCAUCGGGUAAUUAUUCAUUACAUCUUUUCCAUCAUAUUAUAAUUUGUUGAAAUACACUGUUUUGUUAAGUCUUUUUUGAAAAAAGAAAGAAAAAAAAAUGACCAGUUUGUAGAUGUUUUAGUUAAUGU